AUGAACUACCAGCAGCAGCUGGCCAACUCGGCUGCCAUCCGGGCCGAGAUCCAGCGCUUCGAGUCGGUCCACCCCAACAUCUACUCCAUCUAUGAGCUGCUGGAGCGCGUGGAGGAGCCGGUGCUGCAGAACCAGAUCCGGGAGCACGUCAUCGCCAUCGAAGAUGCUUUCGUGAACAGCCAGGAAUGGACACUCAGCCGAUCAGUACCGGAGCUCAAAGUGGGAAUUGUGGGUAACCUGGCCAGUGGCAAGUCUGCGCUGGUGCACCGGUACCUGACAGGCACAUAUGUGCAGGAGGAGUCUCCAGAAGGUGGCAGGUUCAAGAAGGAGAUUGUUGUCGAUGGACAGAGUUAUCUGCUGCUGAUUAGGGAUGAAGGGGGCCCCCCGGAGGCACAGUUUGCCAUGUGGGUGGAUGCGGUCAUCUUUGUCUUCAGCUUGGAGGAUGAGAUCAGUUUCCAGACUGUCUACCAUUACUACAGCCGAAUGGCCAACUACAGGAACACCAGUGAGAUCCCGUUAGUGCUGGUGGGGACCCAGGAUGCCAUAAGUUCCACCAACCCAAGGGUCAUUGAUGACGUCAGGGCUCGGAAGCUCUCCAACGACCUGAAGCGGUGCACAUACUAUGAGACGUGUGCCACCUAUGGGCUCAACGUGGAGCGGGUCUUCCAGGAUGUUGCUCAGAAGAUUGUUGCCACGAGGAAGAAGCAGCAGCUGUCCAUAGGCCCCUGCAAGUCCCUACCCAACUCUCCAAGCCACUCCUCUGUGUGUUCUGCCCAAGUGUCCGCAGUACACAUCAGCCAGACAAGUAACGGAGGUGGGAGUUUAAGUGACUACUCGUCCUCUGUCCCUUCGACCCCAAGCACUAGCCAGAAGGAGCUUCGGAUUGACGUCCCUCCCACUGCCAACACUCCAACGCCUGUCCGGAAGCAGUCCAAGCGCAGGUCCAACCUAUUCACGUCUAGGAAAGGGAGCGACCCAGACAAAGAGAAGAAAGGCCUGGAGAGCCGUGCGGACAGCAUCGGGAGCGGGCGAGCCAUCCCAAUUAAACAGGGCAUGCUGCUGAAGCGAAGUGGCAAGUCACUAAACAAAGAGUGGAAAAAGAAGUACGUCACCCUGUGCGACAACGGUGUGCUGACCUACCACCCCAGUUUACAUGAUUACAUGCAGAAUGUCCACGGCAAAGAGAUAGACCUCUUGAGAACCACUGUGAAGGUGCCGGGGAAGAGGCCGCCCCGAGCCACGUCGGCCUGCGCACCGAUCUCCAGUCCCAAAACCAACGGCCUGGCCAAGGACAUGAGCAGUUUACACAUCUCACCAAAUUCAGGGAAUGUCACUAGUGCGUCUGGGUCUCAGCUGGCAAGCGGCAUCAGCCUGGUCUCCUUCAACAGCCGACCUGAUGGCAUGCACCAGCGCUCCUACUCAGUCUCCAGUGCCGACCAGUGGAGUGACGCUACAGUCAUUGCAAACUCAGCCAUCAGCAGUGACACGGGGCUGGGUGACUCGGUGUGUUCCAGCCCAAGUAUCUCCAGCAGCACCAGCCCCAAGCUCGACCCACCCCCCUCCCCCCACGCCAACAGAAAGAAGCACCGGAGGAAGAAAAGUACCAGCAACUUCAAGGCUGACGGGAUCUCGGGCACUGCUGAAGAGCAAGAAGAAAACUUGGAGUUUAUCAUUGUGUCCCUCACUGGCCAGACAUGGCACUUUGAAGCCACCACAUACGAGGAGCGAGACGCCUGGGUCCAAGCCAUCGAGAGCCAGAUUCUAGCCAGCCUACAGUCCUGUGAGAGCAGCAAGAAUAAGUCCCGACUAACCAGCCAGAGUGAAGCUAUGGCCCUGCAGUCCAUCCGUAACAUGAGAGGGAACUCACACUGCGUGGACUGUGACACCCAAAACCCUAACUGGGCCAGUUUGAACUUGGGAGCCCUCAUGUGUAUCGAGUGCUCCGGGAUCCACCGGAAUCUCGGCACCCACCUCUCUCGGGUCAGAUCGCUAGAUCUGGAUGACUGGCCCUUGGAGCUGAUCAAGGUGAUGUCCUCCAUCGGGAAUGAGCUGGCCAACAGCGUGUGGGAAGAGGGCAGCCAGGGACGGACAAAGCCCUCACUGGACUCUACCAGGGAAGAAAAGGAACGGUGGAUCCGGGCCAAGUAUGAGCAGAAACUCUUCCUGGCCCCACUGCCAUGCACGGAGUUCUCCCUGGGCCAGCAACUGCUACGUGCCACUGCGGAGGAAGAUCUGCGGACUGUCAUCCUACUUCUGGCACAUGGGUCCCGGGAUGAGGUAAACGAGACCUGUGGGGAAGGAGACGGUCGCACGGCACUGCACCUGGCCUGCCGCAAGGGCAACGUGGUCCUGGCUCAGCUGCUGAUCUGGUACGGGGUGGACGUCAUGGCCCGAGACGCCCACGGGAACACAGCACUGGCCUAUGCCCGGCAGGCCUCCAGCCAGGAGUGUAUCGACGUGCUUCUACAAUAUGGCUGCCCCGAUGAGCGCUUUGUGCUCAUGGCCACCCCCAACCUGUCCAGGAAGAAUAACAGCAGGAAUAACAGUAGCGGGAGGGCUCCCAGUGUCAUCUGAGCUCAGCCAACACGGCACCCGGGAUCCCACUCCCGUCUGCUCCGGAAGUUGCAACACCACGUGAGUCCCUCAGUUCCCUCCCUCUUCCUGGUGGACGCCUUCCCACCCACCUGCCACUCACUCACCCCACACGAAAUCUCCAAACCUGGACAUCCUCAAGGGGAGAAGAGGAGGCUGCAGGCCACAGAACAGAACUCUUUUCUCAUCCUCCGGAAGCAACGUAGGAGGGACUGACCUCCUCCCGGCUUUGAGGAUAGCACACGACAACGGGGACCCCUGUUCCAGUGGCCUAGAGACGGUGCAGGGGGAGGGGUUGCAAGGAAAAAGGCCAGUGUCCCCUAACUGGCAGUUAAGCACAUCAGUACAUUUCACCUCCACCAAAAGGAGGCUUGGAUUUCACGUCUUCUCGGGGGAGCUUGACGGCAUAAAUCAGAAGCAAGCACAGUUUGUCAGGUCUGAAGCCCCUAUGAUGGUAGGUGUCAAAUCAGUUGUAGCUAAUCUGUCCAGGGAGAAUACUGGCUUCAUUACACUUGUAUAGUCGAGUUCCUCCGGCAUUACCGCUGUUUAAUAGAACGUGAUUAGUCAUCACCAGGAAGAAGGCAUAUUAGCCGAGGAGGUAGUUACCCGGCACGCUCCGGUGAUUGCCACGGUAUGAUUGCAGUGCGUCUAGCAGCAUCAUAUUAUCCUAGCCAUGUCUCUCCAGCCCUUGGAGCCCUCCUUUCUAAAUUCACUGUCAUAAUUUAGUAUCUGUUUAAUUUUUCAGUCCAAAGAGAGGAAAUCAGUUGCCGGGUAUUAUUUGACUUCAGUCCCCUAUCUUGGUGCAAAAACAAAAUGGAAAAAAUAAAUAAAUAAGUAAAUAAAGAGUAACUUGGAAAUCCUAAAAGAAAUCAUGGAUUCAGCUGAAAACAGCUUUCAAAUAUGUUCCAAAACUAAGUAAAUACAUAAGAAGCUAUUUUUUUUUUCCUAAGAGAUUUUUCUGUACUUUGGCCACAACAGAUGUGUCAGGCCUCAGCCACUCCUGGUCCACAGAGUCUGAAUCACCCAGGUUUCUGUCGUAGAUAAGAUGUGUGAAAAUCUAUUUGAAUAAAAGAAGUUCAUAAAUAUGCA
Grammomys surdaster is the source of this 3681-nucleotide messenger RNA. It is a transcript of the gene Agap1, whose product is annotated as ArfGAP with GTPase domain, ankyrin repeat and PH domain 1. The transcript has 18 exons. Gene Ontology annotation, cellular component: nucleus. Gene Ontology annotation, molecular function: GTP binding; protein binding; GTPase activity. The coding region runs from base 1 to 2574 and encodes 857 amino acids. Lineage: Eukaryota; Metazoa; Chordata; Mammalia; Rodentia; Muridae. The record is from RefSeq and is a predicted model, not a curated record.